AUGGACUCGCACGCUCUCUAUGCUCGGGGGAUUGACUCCGGGUCAAGACAGGCUACGGUCUUUGGGGUGGGGAUUGGAUUUAUGGCGUUUAUUACGGUAGUGAUCGCUCUGCGGGUGUAUGCUCGUGCGGUGAUUCUGCGUGCGAUGGGUGCGGAUGAUGUAUUCAUGGUCAUUGGAACGAUUCUGACAUUCGGACUAUCCAUAUCGUCCAUAAUUGCGGCCUACUAUGGAGUUGGCAGACACAUCGACGAUAUUUCAGAAAGUGACUUUACCCCGAUGCUCAAGGCUGUUUGGGCUACUCGCAUUGUCUACAUCGCCGGUCUCCUAUUCGUUCGACUCUCCCUACUAUGGUUCUACCUGCGCCUCGAUCAGCGUCCCCUCAUGCGAUGGUCUGUUUAUACUCUGAUUUUCAUCAACGUCGGUCUCUCGGUCUCCAGUAUUAUCGUCGUUAUCGUCUCGUGCGUCCCUGUUUCGAAAUUCUGGGACCUGGAAGGAACCGCGCCGGGCAAAUGCAUGAAUCCCGACGCACAGCAAAUUUUCUACGAGGCGAAUGGGAUCCUAAAUAUCAUCCUGGACAUUUUCAUUUAUAUAGUCCCGAUGCCGACUCUAUGGAGCGUCAAGAUAUCGAACGUGCACCCAGCGGGCUGCGUACGCUACGACUUUGUCAAAAAGCUCGCCCACAACAAAGACCAGUACUACUACCUCGCCGACUCGCUCAACUGGUGCAGUAUUGAAUGCUACGUCGCAAUAUUCUGCGGCUCCGCCCCGGCCCUCCAAGUGAUCAUUAAGACCUACGCGCCCCGGGUGCUCGGCACCUCUAACGCCCAGAAAUACGACAGCCAAAAGCACACGCCGGGACAGGGAUACUCGAAUCGCAUGAGCACUAUGUACAGGAUGAGUCGGCACCGACGACUCGAGACCGACCGUGGCGGGAGCCAGGACGCGAUUGUCCCUGGCUCGGCACCGGAGAACGGCAUCGUUAUGAAAACGGAUAUUAGGAUGGAGGUUACGGAUCGGGACUCGGAGGAGGGAAAGAGGAUGGAUACAGGGUUUCAUGUGGAUUUUGGUCACUGA
Aspergillus steynii IBT 23096 is the source of this 1074-nucleotide messenger RNA. RefSeq lists its product as uncharacterized. NCBI's taxonomy places the organism in Eukaryota, Fungi, Ascomycota, Eurotiomycetes, Eurotiales, Aspergillaceae. The transcript has 8 exons. The record is from RefSeq and is a predicted model, not a curated record. The coding region runs from base 1 to 1074 and encodes 357 amino acids.